This is a messenger RNA of Penicillium atrosanguineum, 1464 nucleotides long. RefSeq lists its product as uncharacterized. The transcript has a single exon. Bases 1 to 1464 code for a protein of 487 amino acids. The record is from RefSeq and is a predicted model, not a curated record. NCBI's taxonomy places the organism in Eukaryota, Fungi, Ascomycota, Eurotiomycetes, Eurotiales, Aspergillaceae.
AUGGUUGGCCUUCGAGCUUUGCAACACGGCGGUGUCGUUUUCCUUUUGGCUCCAUUUAUUCAAACUUCGAUCGCAAGCAAUGUUUAUCUCGACUGCAGCUCAGCUAGAGCAGGCGAUGGCAGCAAAUGGAAGCCUUUUAACUCAAUUGAGAAAGUGAAUGAAGCUGUUCUGCAAGCUGGUAAUUCACUUUACAUCAAAUCCGGGACAACAUGCACCGGGACCUUGUCUCCGCAAGGAAGUGGCACCCAGGAUAAGCCUAUCAUCCUGACCAGCUACGGAGGUGGAGCUCUUCCCAUUAUCAAUGGCUCUGGUGCGGCUGAAGCCGUCAGCCUGACGAACCAAGACUAUUGGGAUAUCUCUAAUAUUGCACUCAUCAAUCCUGCUUCGGAAAUUGGCGGACGACGAGGUAUUGUCGCAAGUUCCACCGACGGCACCACUCACUACGGUCUCUAUAUCCACGACAUAACCGUCUAUAACGUGGCCGGGGAAACGAAUAAAGCUACCCAGUCCAGUGCAUUCGUCGCCUCGGGUGGCAUCAUUGUGAAUGGCACAGUUACAACUAGUCGCUAUGACGACGUUCAAAUCUACCAUAAUACAGUCUAUGACUGCGGGGGUGGAGGCAUCAAGGUCCGUGUUGGCCAGAUGGACAACCGCGCUACCGGGACUCACGUUUGGGGAAACGACAUCUCCUAUGUUGGCGGCGACGGUAUUGUUGUAUCUUAUGGCGAUGCCCCGAUUAUCGAGAACAAUCUCGCAGGCUUCCUUGGCCAUGGAAAAUACCCAUAUACCGGCGGCAACUUUGCCGGCAUUUGGGUGCUAGGGUGCAAAGACGCAGUGAUGCGGCGGAAUGUGGUUCACGACUCGCUCAUGUCGGAUGUUGACAGCGAGGCCUUUGAUUGUGACUGGGGAAAUGAAGGAACCUGCACUGUCGAGUACAAUUAUAGUCACGACAAUGCGGGAGGCAUGUUUCUCAAUUGCGACGGCUGUGGAACCCCCGGUGGCGCAACUCAGAUUGUCCGAUACAACAUCUUCCAGAAUGAUUGCCGUAUGUACAGCAAUGGAGAUGACGUCCAGAUGGAGUUCUACAACAACGUCAUUUAUUGUCCUGAUAAGGCAUUUGAGAUCGCAGUUCCGCCUCAUGCAAACAUGUCGAAUAACAUCUGGGUGGGGACCGCAGGCUCUACUUUGCCGAGCAACAACUCGAUUGAGUGGCAUGCGAAUAUUUUCCAAACGGUUCCGAUGCCUCUUGACACAGCAGGUGUUGAAGAAGAUCCGCUAUUUAUCCAUCCCGGAACCGGUAAAGACAGUCUUGAUUCGGCUAGUGGCUAUCGGCUUCGCUCUGGAAGCCCUGCUCUGCAUCAUGGGGAUACUAUCGCGGAUAAUGGAGGACACGACUUCUGGAAUAACAAAGUGCCAUCCAUGGGACGCCCCAAUAUUGGCGCCUAUAACGGACGAGGUCUUUAA